UUGAAACUCGCCGUCGUAACGUCGAUGGACGCAGGCCACUUCCGGCGUAGCCAUGGCGGCUAACGCGACCACUAACCCGUCGCAGCUGCUGCCUCUAGAGCUUGUGGACAAGUGUAUAGGAUCAAGAAUUCACAUUGUGAUGAAGAGUGAUAAGGAAAUUGUUGGCACGCUUCUAGGAUUUGAUGACUUUGUCAAUAUGGUACUGGAAGAUGUCACUGAGUUUGAAAUCACACCAGAAGGAAGAAGGAUUACUAAAUUAGAUCAGAUUUUGCUAAAUGGAAAUAAUAUAACAAUGCUGGUUCCUGGAGGAGAAGGCCCUGAAGUAUGAAUGGAUUUCCUUGACUUAUGCUGGAUUCUGUUUUGUCUUAUAAGGACAACAAAAUAGAAAAUUUUUUUUUAACCUUUUAAUGUUUGGAUUCUAUGAAGCUAAGUUUCCCGUUAAAGGGAAAUGCUUUGAAGAUGCAUUGUAAAUGCCCAUUUUUUAAGUUAAUCAUGAUUGUCUUGGAGAAAGAAGAACAGUUCGUUCUUUGAAGACUAAAAUAAAGGUGUUUUUGGUUAACUGUCAA
Equus quagga is the source of this 566-nucleotide messenger RNA. It is a transcript of the gene LSM5, whose product is annotated as LSM5 homolog, U6 small nuclear RNA and mRNA degradation associated. The record is from RefSeq and is a predicted model, not a curated record. Gene Ontology annotation, cellular component: U6 snRNP; U4/U6 x U5 tri-snRNP complex; Lsm1-7-Pat1 complex. Gene Ontology annotation, molecular function: RNA binding. Bases 53 to 328 code for a protein of 91 amino acids. Gene Ontology annotation, biological process: mRNA splicing, via spliceosome. Lineage: Eukaryota; Metazoa; Chordata; Mammalia; Perissodactyla; Equidae. The transcript has 5 exons.